Zingiber officinale is the source of this 840-nucleotide messenger RNA. RefSeq names its product interleukin-1 receptor-associated kinase 4-like. Gene Ontology annotation, molecular function: protein serine/threonine kinase activity; protein tyrosine kinase activity; ATP binding. The coding region runs from base 1 to 840 and encodes 279 amino acids. Gene Ontology annotation, biological process: protein phosphorylation; cell surface receptor signaling pathway. Gene Ontology annotation, cellular component: plasma membrane. The record is from RefSeq and is a predicted model, not a curated record. NCBI's taxonomy places the organism in Eukaryota, Viridiplantae, Streptophyta, Magnoliopsida, Zingiberales, Zingiberaceae. The transcript has a single exon.
AUGCAUUCUCCUUCCUCCGACGAAGUUGAUCAGCCGCCCUCCCAAACACUGAUAAAUCAACUCACUUCGCUGCUCGUCACGAGAGAACGUGAACUCGAGCGCAUGUUCCAGGAAUGCGCUCGCCAGACAGCUGCCCUGCACUCCAUGGAAGCCCAGUAUCGGGUCGCGAAGCAUUGUGUGCAUGCGGAGAAGGCGAGGAAAGAGGAAUGCCGGGCUAGCCUGCAGCGCCAACUUAACCUCCAAGAACGCUUGAAGCGAGAGCACGAGGCGGAGUUAUCCCUUCUCCGCACGUGCCUUGACGUCAAACAAGACACGAUCGCCCAGCAACAAGCAGUCAUUGACUCCUUACAUGCGGAGCUGGCUCGGGCUUUGGAUGUCCCUGAGUCUCCCGACAGGUCUUCACGCGGAAGUGCUCAUUCUCCAUGGUCAAUCCCUUCCACGAGUCAAAGCUGGCCUAUCACCAAUGGAGCCCUUUCAGAUCAUCUUCAUGUCAUACAAGGUGAAUCUAAAUUAUCAUGGGAUGAUCGUCUCAGGAUCGCCACAGAAUCUGCAGGAGCACUUGCCUACCUACACUCGGCUGCUUCUAUAUCUAUUUUCCACAGGGAUGUUAAGUCAUCAAAUAUUCUUUUAGAUGAUACUUUAAGGGCAAAGGUAUCGGACUUUGGAGCAUCAAAAUUUAUUCCUCUUGAUCAAACACACAUAGUUACUGUCAUACAUGGCACCUUGGGUUACUUGGAUCCGGAGUAUUAUCAAACUUGUCAAUUGACGGAAAAGAGUGAUGUCUAUAGCUUUGGAGUUAUUCUUCUUGAGCUUUUAAGGGAAAGAAACCUAUCUACUUAA